CUCUAUUUGACCCGGCCCGGCUGGGAAGACACAGAGAGAGAGAGAGAGAGCACAUCGGCGGCGGCGGUGCUUCCUGGGGACGGACCGGGUACUGCUUGCAACUGGAAAGUUCAUCUCAAUGGCUUCCAAUGGAAGCUCGAAGUGCCUUCUGACUCUCACUCUCUCCAUAGCUCUCACUGCGAUCUCAGCUUCUACUGUACUCUCCGUUUAUUUGCUGAGAAGCAGGAGAAGAUCGAGGCAGCUGAGAUCGAAGGUGCGAGAGCUGGAAGCUUCUCUCAGCUCCGCCCUUGAAAAAUGCGCCGCCGAGAGGCAAGGCCGUGUUCGAGCUCAGCAGGCCUUGAGGAAAGCAAUUGCAGAACCUCAGGCUGACAAUUUGGAGUCAACAUCAUACCCCAUGAGGCCUAUAGGUGUUGUGAAGUCAUGCUUCUCCACGAGGAAUGGGACACCACGGCAGCCUUUACUUGUACCCCUUGCUAGAGCAUCUUUGAUAUUUGAUGCAUCUAGAGUACCUCCAGCAUCACUUGAGGGCCUCGAAGAGUAUUCUCAUUGCUGGAUAAUAUAUGUAUUCCAUCUCAAUACAGAUUUGGAGAAGUUAUGGAAGCAUCCGGCAAGAUCAAAAUUCAAGGCAAAGGUAAGAGUACCGAGAUUAAAAGGUCGAAGGAUAGGAGUCUUUGCUACUCGAUCUCCACAUCGACCAUGUCCAAUAGGACUUACAAUUGCAAAGGUGGAGGCAGUCAAAGGCCAUAUGGUUUUACUUUCAGGUGUAGAUCUAGUUGAUGGAACGCCAGUACUGGAUAUCAAACCUUAUGUACCAUACUGCGACAGCAUACCAGGCGCCACCGUGCCUAAAUGGUUGAUGGGGGACAACUCACUGGUGGUUGCUUCUGUUAAUUUUUCUACCGAUUUCUUUGCAACACUCUCUGAUAGUUGGGCUACUAAAGCGAUCAUUUAUCAGGGCAGAACAUCACUCUAUGCAUCUCCUGAUGACUUCCAAAAGUUGAUCAAGGAAGUCCUAUCCUGGGACAUUCGGUCAGUAUCUCAAAGGAACUAUCCCCACGAUUCACUCACUAAGGCUAGUAAACAUGCAGAGUUGAGCCAAGACUCUGAAGAAGAAGGUUCUGAUGAAAAUGAGAGAGUUGCUGCAAGUUGCGGUGACAUUCUUUAUCACCUUUUGUUGGAAGGACUCGACAUCUCAUACAGGAUCGACAGCAAUGGCAAUGUCUUUGUGGAAAAGGCAACAGUUCCCAAUGACACGCCAAAAGAAUGAGCGGCCCAGCAUUUUUCCCAGCUGUGGGCAGGAGUGGGUCGGAGAGGUGAUGGAGGUGAAAAACCAACAAUGGAGAAGCGGUUCAAAUUUCAUAGUGGCUGAGAUGAAGGUGAAGCAGGUUGCCUGAGGAAGACGAUUGAGGUGGUGAAAUGUGAAAAAUUAUGGCUGGACUUAUAAAAGAAAAAGUUGAAAACUGUGAAGUAUAAAGAAUUUCAAUCAUUAUAUUUGUGUCAUGUCAUUAUGAUUAUCCCAUUUCUUUGUCCAGUUCAAUCAUAAUUUAUGCUAAUUAUAUGUGAAGUUAAGAUUACUAUUGAUGAAUCUUGAAACGAGACAUGUACCGUAGCCAUCGAAGGAAACUAGAUAGGUCGAUCAAAAUGAAUUCUUGUUUUGACUGGACAGUAAUAAUAUGGCUGUGAUCUGUCAUUACGUGCAACUAUCUCCACUCUAGAAAGAAAAUAUAUCAAUAUAGCUUUUUUCUCGAUAUCUUUGAUUAAUUUGGGGCUUACUUUUAUGAACCAAUGAAAUAUGUAUCGUUUGACAGAUAAGAAAUUGUCCUUCACUUUAUAUAGACGAACGAACUGGUUCAAUAAUUAAUAUGCCCUUUUUCAUCAAUUAUGUAAGAGUUAAAUCCUUUUGAAUCAUCAGAAUAUCCAAACUUAUUUCUCCCUUUGAAUAGAGGAUAUAGCAAUUUCUUUUGGAUUUAUCAAUCUAAGCAAGAGACAAUAUACUUUGAUAUUAUUGAUCAUUCUUUGAUUUAAAUGCAUAAAACUGGUGCAAGAUCUAGUACAUUAUGAUGAUAGCAAAUUUAAAGGACAUAAAAUAAGAGCUAGUUGAAAAUUGUUUAAUUUUUCGAAGAUAAUUGAAGCGAGGAAUUGCAAAAGAAACAAGAUUUGCUCCUCUCAAUUCUUUUGGGCAAAUGUCAUUACUCUAAUCACGAUAAAAUCUCUUUUUAAAGUAUUUUUAUUAUCUGCUAUUCAUGUAGUUGGGUUUUGACGAUAAGUUAUUUCUUGGAUUGACCAUGAUUAGCAAAUUUUUUAUUGACCUAGUAAAAUGCUGGUGCUGAUUGUAAUUUUCUAUCUUUUCAUCAAGAUUUCUUCUUGAAGUAAUUCCCUUUAAUGUCAGUCAUCAUUGUAGGAAUUUGCCAUCUGUGAGGCUCUUCUGAAAUAAUUUCUUUUCUAAAUUUCUAAUAAUUAGUUUCUGUGGUGACAAUAUAGUACUGCUGCUGUAUCCUAGAAUAUUCAGCCUAGUGUAAUUGAACAAAAGAAAAAUGUCUACAGAAUAAUAGAGGUGGCACAAGAAACAGUUCAAUGUGGGUACUGUUAAGAAGUUUAAGGCUGUCUUGUUAGUCAUUCCAGCCCUGCCGGUUCUAUGGAAAGUUCUUGUCUAGACCUGGUGGAAAAGGAUUUCUUUACAUUAAGCUUAUUACAGAUGUUAAUGGUAGUAGGCCUCGCAUUUAUUACGCUAGAGCUGAUACUAAUUAACGGUUGUGAUUGGCUUGGUGUGAAAGAAUCUUUUCACAUCCGGUCUAGGGAAGAAUAUCCCGGAAUCUAGGUGUUCCCCUGCAAUAUAAUUUAAUGGCCAUUUUCACAUGCAAGCUCACUGGCUUUAGGAGGCGGUUUUUGGAAUCCGUGAUUGGUCUGAUUCAUGGUAACAAGCUGUCGUGCUUAAAAGAAUCAGUAUCUCGCGGAUUUGAUGUUCAUUUAUGGAAAAUUAUCUGACCCCAUCCCCCGGACAGUCUCUUGUACCUUCGGAGCUGUCGGAUCUACACUGAGAGGUUGGGGGCAGUGCAGAUCUGACGGUCCCGGAGGUACAAGGGACCAUUUGGGGGAUGAGACCAUAAGAUUUUCUGUGCAUUUGCUUACCAGUUUGGAGGAGAAGACGAGAGCAGAUUGGUCUGGAAUUAAGAUAUGGAGAAAGUUUGGUGUUUAAAUGAAUAGGAGUUCUGGGAGGGCCCUUCAAGAACAUGAUCAUUGCAGGGAUAUGUUGGUGGUUACUUUUAAAUGAUUAAUGUUGAUUGCUAGUGCAGCUGGGAUAUGUCAUAAAGAGUGCUUCUGUGUAUCACUACCCGGAGCUAGGAAUAUGGGAAAAGCGGAACGCAAUUGAUAGAAUUUCUCAACUGUUAUGAUGUCAAUUGAACUCAACAAAGCCUGUGAGUUUGUUUUUGCUUUCAUCGAAGGUUAAUGCCAUUUCUUAACUUGAAGGAAUUGGGCACCAUAACAGUUGAAGGAGAAGGGCUCCGGCCUGCAGUUUCACCACGACCGUAUGUAUCAUCUGCACUAUGUUACUUAACUGAGAUGGAAAGUUUGUGGACAACAAUCGAUAGCUGUGGACGAUUCCUGAGAACCGAACAUGAAUCUGAUUGUUGUGGAGAAAAGCCAUAUUGUUCCCCAUAGCAAAGGUGGUUUGUGUGGAAAGCUAGGAGUUAUAGACAACCAACUGCGUCUGUUUUGUCCGUAACUUUCUUGUCUUGGUUAUCUGGCAUAUAAUGGAGAUCCUUAACAUGGCUGAGAUGCUGAGUUCUUGUCUCAGCUGAGCAUCUCACCUGGUUCGGUUCUUGUUGAGCCAUCAGCCUAGGCGGCCUUUGUAAACAGAAAAGGAAAAACACAUAGACUAGUCAUUUGGUAUUGCGAAGUAGGAAUAAUGUAAUUCGACAUUGUGAGUUUCUUGUUUUCCUUUUGUCCUUCCAAUUUCGUUUCUGUGUCAUUUUUCAAUGGUGUGCUAAAAGGGCUGUAAAGGUUUUAUUCUGAUGAUGCAUGCAAAUGCAGAUGUUGGUUAAGACAUCUUCAUGAGUUGUA
Messenger RNA from Punica granatum (pomegranate), 4062 nucleotides. The record is from RefSeq and is a predicted model, not a curated record. Lineage: Eukaryota; Viridiplantae; Streptophyta; Magnoliopsida; Myrtales; Lythraceae.